Messenger RNA from Acipenser ruthenus (sterlet), 3350 nucleotides. RefSeq names its product ligase III, DNA, ATP-dependent (gene lig3). Gene Ontology annotation, biological process: DNA biosynthetic process; mitochondrial DNA repair; DNA recombination. Bases 341 to 3109 code for a protein of 922 amino acids. Gene Ontology annotation, cellular component: DNA ligase III-XRCC1 complex. Gene Ontology annotation, molecular function: DNA ligase (ATP) activity; DNA binding; ATP binding. The record is from RefSeq and is a predicted model, not a curated record. The transcript has 21 exons. Lineage: Eukaryota; Metazoa; Chordata; Actinopteri; Acipenseriformes; Acipenseridae.
CGUUGCAGGAAACAAAAGGACCAGCGUGGCUGGAAUUUAAAGGGGAAAUUAAACAGUAAAAAUUAUUGUUGUGACUAAAGAAAAGACAGUGGUCGUUAAAGGAAUCCAUCGUAAUAGAAAUAAACUGUUAAGAAUCGGAGACCAGGAGGUGAAAAAGUCCAUGCUGAUGAACACGCUUCAUGCUUAAACUUCACACUGACCUCCUUCGCUUGGUAACAAGAACUUUCCAGUCCCACUUUUUCCCUCUCGGGCCUUCGAACACAGGUUAAGCCUGGGGUUUUCCCAAACUCCAUUCUCCCAGGGUUUCCAUCUCUCUUGCGGGGUCUUCAGUGCAGACACCAUGGCUGAACAGAGGUUCUGUGUGGAAUAUGCCAAGCGAGGCACAGCCGGCUGUAAGAAGUGCAAGGAUAAGAUUAUGAAGGGGCUGGUACGUAUUGGUAAGGUGGUCCCCAAUCCCUUCACUGAAUCCGGGGGUGAUAUGAAGGAGUGGUACCACGUCAAGUGCAUCUUUGAAAAGUUUGAGAAGGCUCGGGCUACCACCAAGAAAAUCGAGGACAUUACUGACCUGGAGGGCUGGGAAGAACUGCAGGAUGAGGAGAAGGAGCUCAUCAACAAACACAUCUCAGACUUGGCUGCCAAGGCUGCUGCUAGCCCCAAGAAGAAGGUCCAGGCCAAGCUGAGCCCUGGUGGCCAGUUGACCUCCCCCUCCACCCAACUGACCAGCCCCUCUCCCCGCAAGUUCUCAGGAUUCUCAGCUACGAAGCCUGGGCCCUCAAGUCCGGCUCCUGCCACACAGGGCAGUAAGCUCUCUGCACAGUACUGUGACCCCACCCAUAAGGACUGCCUGUUCAGGGAGUUCCGUAAGCUGUGCGCCAUGGUGGCUGACAAGCCCAGUUACAACGUCAAGACCCAGAUCAUCCAGGACUUCCUGAGGAGGGGCUCGGCGGGAGAUGGUUUCCAUGGAGACCUGUUCCUGACGGUGAAGCUGCUGCUUCCUGGAGUAAUCAAGAGUGUUUACAACCUGAACGACAAGCAGAUUGUCAAGCUGUUCAGCAGAAUCUUCAACUGUAACCAGGAAGAGAUGGUCCGGGACCUUGAGCAGGGCGAUGUCUCAGAGACGAUUCGAAUGUUUUUUGAAGGUAGCACGUCUUUUCCUCCGCCGUCGAAGAGCUUGCUGACUAUCCAGGAGGUGGACACGUUCCUGGAGCGACUGUCUCAACUCACGAAGGAAGACGAGCAGCAGAAAGAGCUGGAGGACAUCUCCAGGAAAUGCACAGCCAAUGAUCUGAAAUGCAUCAUCCGACUCAUUAAGCACGAUUUGAAAAUGAACUCUGGAGCCAAACAUGUUCUGGAUGCAGUGGACCCCAAUGCAUAUGAUGCCUUCAAGGCCUCGCGGAACCUAGGAGACGUGAUAGACAGAGUCCUGAGGAACCAGCAUGAAGCUGCGAGCAGCUCUGGGCCUAGGAAGAUCCUGAGUGUGGAGGCCUCACUCAUGACCCCUGUGCAGCCCAUGCUGGCCGAGGCAUGCAAGUCGAUCGAGUAUGCCAUGAAGAAGUGUCCCAACGGGAUGUACUCCGAGAUCAAGUACGACGGAGAGCGCGUGCAGGUGCACAAGAACGGAGAUCACUUCAGCUACUUCAGCCGCAGCCUGAAACCUGUGCUGCCACACAAAGUGGUUCACUUUAAGGAGUUCAUUCCCCAGGCCUUCCCCGGGGGGAACAGCAUAAUCCUGGAUGCGGAGGUGCUGCUGAUCGACACCAGCACCAGUAAACCACUGCCAUUCGGGAGCCUGGGGGUGCAUAAGAAAGCAGCCUUUCAAGAUGCUAAGGUCUGCCUCUUUGUGUUCGACUGCAUCUUCUUCAACGGAGUGAGUCUAAUGGACAGGCCUCUGCGUGAACGAAAGAAGUUUCUUCAUGAAAACAUGGUGGAGAUCCCAAACCGGAUUCUCUUCUCUGAAAUGAAGCAUGUUACUAGGGCUGCUGAUCUUGCUGACAUGAUCACACGAGUGAUCCGAGAAGGCUUGGAGGGGCUGGUGCUGAAGGAUGUCAAGGGUCUCUAUGAACCUGGGAAGAGGCACUGGCUGAAGGUGAAGAAGGACUACCUGAAUGAAGGAGCCAUGGCAGAUACUGCUGACCUGGUGGUAUUGGGGGCCUUCUAUGGGACUGGCUCCAAGGGCGGGAUGAUGUCCGUUUUCUUGAUGGGUUGCUAUGAUCCUGCAUCCCAAAUGUGGUGCACGGUGACCAAGUGUGCGGGCGGGCACGACGAUGCCACCCUCGCACGACUGCAGAGCGAGCUGGACAUGGUGAAGAUCAGCAAGGAACCAAGUAAAAUCCCUGGCUGGUUAAAAAUCAACAAAAACUACUAUCCAGAUUUCGUAGCUCGUGAUCCCAAGAAAGCUGCGGUAUGGGAGAUCACAGGUGCAGAGUUCUCCAAGGCAGAAGCUCACACCGCUGACGGCAUCUCCAUACGAUUCCCACGAUGCACCCGUAUCCGUGACGACAAGGACUGGCAGAGCGCAACCAACCUGCCGCAGCUCAGGGAGUUGUUCCGCUUAUCGAAGGAGACAUCUGAUUUCGAGGUGACCGCGGGCCCUUCGAAGAGCUCCUCAGGGAGGGAGAGUGUGGGCAGCACCCCUCCCUCCACCUCCACUGCCAGCUCCAGCAAGCUCACCGCUGCAAGCAGCAACAGCACCCCGAGAGUGCCCCCUCCUGUUAAGAUUGAGAACCCUUCAGCUGGGAAAGCUGUCAAGAGGAAACAGCCUGCAGAGGAAAAGCACACAAAGAAGUUGAAAAAAUCAGAAACCUUGCAAAGCAAUGGGCAAAGCAAAGUGAAAGCCGAGUCGUCUCAGCCCAUAGCACCCACUCAGGAGAAGCAGACUCUGCUUGAUAUAUUCACUGGGGUAAAGCUGUACCUUCCAGACUCGGUCCAGGAUUUCGGAAAGCUACGCCGUUAUUUUGUUGCCUACAAUGGAGACCUGGUGCCUGAAUACGAUGCAGCCAUGGCAACACACAGUGUGGGGGAGCUGGGCGAGGCGUCGGAGGCGAAGCGUGUCACCACACACUGGAUCUGGGAGUGUAUCAGGCGGCGCAGGGUCGUGCCACCUUGCUAAGGCUGCAGCUUCCCCCCCUCAAUACUGUGCAGGAUAUGUGUAGAACUGGGACCUGGAGCAGUGAAUCACAACUUUAAGAACUAUUGUCAAAGAAAUGAAACCGGAAUAUUGCUCAUCUAUUAUUUGAACUUUGUCAUGGAGAGAUUUAUUAUAGAAAGAGGGUUUUUCCAAAUCUAUGACUUACGUAAAAUAAAAGAACAUUUUGAAGUGCUAAAAUGAAAUAAAUGCAAUGAUAACACUA